Aureobasidium musti is the source of this 1089-nucleotide messenger RNA. Lineage: Eukaryota; Fungi; Ascomycota; Dothideomycetes; Dothideales; Saccotheciaceae. The record is from the annotation of a GenBank genome assembly.
AUGGACCGAACUCAAUUGUCAAAGCUCUCAGAGAUGGAUGCGGAGCUUGCUCAGUUUCUAGAGCAACACCAGAUUCCGAAGCCUGAGUGGUCCAAUCUCGCCGCGUUUCGCACGAAGCGGGCACAACUCGAGAAAGAGCGCCUCCAACAACAGGGGCCCCCAGGUCCAGGCCUUUCGGAGACAUUCAGGAGCAUAAAAAUGAGGGAUGGCUUUGACAGCCGGAUCAAGAUCGUGAACCCAGAUGCUACGGGUGGUCCCCUGAUCGUUCUGGUUUUCGGAGGCGGUUUCAUUGUGGGCAAUGAGGAGCAACUUACUCCUCUUGCUCGCCCGCUUGCCAAGGCUUUUGAUGCCGUCGUUGUCGCGAUCAGCUAUCGCCUGGCGCCAGAGCAUAAGUUUCCCACCGCUGCUCAUGAUGUCGAGGACAGUCUACUAUGGCUAGCGGAGAACGCGGCUACGCUGGGAGCGGAUCUCUCGAAAGGGUUUAUACUGGGAGGCAUCAGUGCCGGAGGUAUGUUCUUCAAACAACGCUCAGGACGCGACCUUGCAAGGCUAACCGAUGCUUCANNAGGCAACCUUACGGCAUGUAUCGCUCAAAAGACGCUUGAAGAUACAAGUCUGGCGUACCCGUUGACUGGUAUUUGGCUCUGUGUACCUUGGAUCUUUCCUCUAGAUGGCAAGGCCGUACCUGCAGAGUACAGAGACUCGUUCAUCAGUCGCGAGCAGAACGCUGCCGCCCCAGUCCUGGACAAAGAUGCUCUUGUAGCGAUCAAUGGCUAUCUGGAACCCGAUGCCAACUCUCCGUUGUUUAGCCCAUUCAACAGCAAAUCUCCUCACAAGGGUCUACCACCAACUUGCAUCCAGGUGGCUGGCUUGGAUCCUUUGCGAGACGAUGGUUUGGUGUAUGAGCGUGUUCUACGUGAUAAUGGCGUCAAAACAAGGCUCAAUGUCUGGCCCGGAGUGCCUCAUGCGCACUUCGCCUUUUCCUUCUUACAGCUNAGUAAGAAGGCGAUGCCUGACAUUAUCAUGGGUUUCGGCUGGCUCUUACAAAGCAAGAAAAGUAUCCAGGAACUACAAGGAGUGGUUGCAUAG